Molecule: messenger RNA, 2277 nt
Organism: Phoenix dactylifera (date palm)
Lineage: Eukaryota; Viridiplantae; Streptophyta; Magnoliopsida; Arecales; Arecaceae
Product: protein DA1-related 1-like
Molecular function (GO): ubiquitin binding
Source: RefSeq, a predicted model, not a curated record
UGGUGAUGAAAGCCCGGAAGAAGAAUAAUUGGUGCAAGCCAUUCCUCCAUUUGACCUUGGUACCACCUUGAGAACAUAUCCGGGAUUUCUUUUUUACAACGUUUUGUCUUCAUAUUCAGGAUUGCCGUCCCAUAUGCCAAGAAUAAAUAAUUCCAAGCUCAUGUCGGCUUGAUUUUUAAGCUUCCAGAGAGCCCAGCCUGAAUAAAAAAGAGAGGAAAGAGAGUAGAACUGAGCUCUCUGAGUCUCUGGUCUGGGAUUGCCUUUGGCGACCGCCAUGUGAUUUAUCUGAAUGGGGCCUUGAUUUUAUGACAAAAUUUCACCCUGUUUGAGGUGAAACCACAUAACUGUAUGUGACUAUGUGUCAUCACUUAUGUGUUCCCAGAUGAACAUGGACCAGUUUAUUUACAAGCCAAUGAUGAAACAAGACAUAUUUACCUGGUUGGUUCAAUGUGUCAAAAGGCUGAAACAUUUAGCUUCAUACGAAGCUUUCAGCAAUGCAUGUCAAGCUACCAACUAUUUCAUAUUUUAAUAUUGCAGGAAAAUAUUUUCUGGCCCUAUUCAGCUAACAGCCCUAGCAUUAUGGGUUGGAUGAAUAAAAUUUUAAAAGGACCCAGCCUUAAAAUUUCAGGAGGCCAAUACCAUGGAAAAUCUGCGGAUGAUAAGUUGUGGAAUGAGACUUUUGGUUCCUGGGAUAUCCAGUCAGAGUCUGGAAAUGAAGAUAUAGAUCAUGCUAUUGCACUUUCUCUAUCAGAAGAAGAACAGGAAAAGGGAAAGGUGAUUGAUAACAAAUCUUAUGCGGAGGAAGAUGAACAGCUUGCUAGGGCUUUGCAAGAAAGUUUGAAUGUUGACUCUCCUCCCCGCUCUAAUGGCCAGACUGAUCAACCACCGCAGGUUUUAUUUCCCUCAGGCUUCAGGAUAUGUGCUGGAUGCAAAAAUGAAAUUGGUCAUGGGCGCUAUCUCAGUUGUAUGGGAUCUCUUUGGCAUCCAGACUGUUUUCGUUGCCAUGCGUGCAAUCAACCAAUAUCUGAUUAUGAGUUCUCUAUGUAUGAGAAUUUCCCAUAUCACAAGUCUUGCUACAGGGAACUUUAUUACCCAAAAUGUGAUGUCUGCAAGCACUAUAUUCCAACAAAUCGAAGUGGCCUUGUUGAAUACCGGGCUCACCCUUUCUGGCUACAAAAGUAUUGUCCCUCACAUGAGCUUGAUGGUACUCCUAGGUGUUGCAGUUGUGAACGAAUGGAGCCAAGAGACACAAAAUAUGUGACUUUGGAUGAUGGGCGAAAACUCUGCCUGGAGUGUCUGAAUUCUGCAAUAAUGGAUAACAACGAGUGCCAACCUCUUUACCUUGAUAUAAAAGAAUUUUAUGAAGGUCUGAAUAUGAAAGUGGAACAGCAGAUUCCAUUGCUUCUGGUUGAGAGACAAGCCCUAAAUGAAGCCAUGGAAGGAGAAAAGAAUGGGCAUCACCACAUCCCUGAAACCAGAGGUCUCUGUCUUUCGGAAGAGCAGACUGUUAGCACUAUUUUACAAAGGCCAAUAAUUGGGCCUGGAAAUAGAAUUAUAGAUAUGUUAACAGGGCCAUACAGACUGAUUCGACGGUGUGAUGUAACUGCCAUUCUUGUAUUGUAUGGUUUACCAAGACUACUGACGGGGUCAAUUCUGGCUCAUGAGAUGAUGCAUGCAUGGCUUCGGCUUAAAGGAUAUCGAGCCUUGAGUCCGCAAGUUGAAGAAGGCAUCUGCCAGGUGCUGGCUCAUAUGUGGCUGGAGUCAGAAAUCAUCUCGGGAACUGGCAGUAACAUUGCAUCCAGCUCAUCAUCCUCUUCAUCCUCAAAUUCAUACAAAAAGGGCCCAAGGUCUAAGUUUGAGAGAAAACUGGGAGAGUUCUUCAAACACCAGAUUGAAUCAGAUUCUUCAUCAGCAUAUGGUGAUGGCUUCAGAGCUGGCAACCGGGCAGUUCUUCGCUAUGGCCUCAGAAGCACCCUUGACCACAUUGGAUUUACAGGGAUUUUCCCCUACUGAUUGUGGACAUGAGCAUUUUGUUACUCAGAUGACAUUUAUUUCUUUGCCUUCAUACAGAAAGGAUGCCAAAAUUAUUUAUCAUAAAAGAAAAAGGAUGACAUGCAUGAGUUGCCAUACCUGUCAAGUUGUAAUUCCUUGAUGUCAACAGUAAAAAAAAAAAAAAAAGAGUUAUGUGCCUAGCCAAAAUGUUUUGUUAAACUGUGAAACUGUAGUUUGUAAGGUUUAUGUGCAUAUGAUGGCAUGAUAAUGACAUUGCUUGCACAA